UGGCCAGAGGAGUAGUCAAUUACCGGAGCUCAAACCGAACGGUCGCGAAGCGCAGAAGCACACAACCGUCGUGCCUAGAACGUGUGGAAGUGAUUACCGUUGACUGAUUACGCCGUUGUCUGCUUGUCCAUCCCAAGCAAAGCAAAGCAAGAAGUUGAUAACGAGUACGAGUGCCACCGCCAGCGAUAGAUUUCGAGUGACUCAUCUCAAAUAUGUUCUCGCAAACGAACAAAAUGCUGGCAGGUCUGCUGUUGGCCGCGAUCGUGGUUUGCUCGCUUUCAACCACACAAGCUGCCGAAUUUGGCAACUGUGCAAAUGAGACGGCCCUCGGUCAGUACAGCAAGGUGGAGGUAUCGAACUGUGCCGACGAUGAUGCUUCUUGUGUGCUCAAACGGAACUCGAACGCUACCAUCUCCAUCACCUUCCAAAGCAGUGAAGAUUUGGCCGAUCUGAAGGCGGUCGUACACGGGAUUAUCCUCGGUAUGGAGGUGCCCUUCAAUCUGCCCAACAACGAUGGCUGCAAGGACAGUGGUCUGGAGUGUCCACUGAAGAAGGACACUAGCUACCGUUACAGCACCACACUGCCCGUGCUCAAGCAGUACCCGAAGGUGUCCGUCGAGGUGAAAUGGGAGCUGGUGUCCGCUGGUUCGCAGGUUGUUUGCGUUCUGAUUCCGGCAAAAAUACAGUAGAAUACUCGGCUCCAUCGUCGUUGUCGCCAUCGAGUUGAAUUGGAUGAUGUCGUGGAUCGGAUCAUCUGCGUUCCUCGCUGCUUCCUUCGGCGCGAUGGCCUCAAUUCAUCGUUAAGUACCGCAGUCUCCCGAGAAGGGUGUUUCGUUCAAUUGACGUCGUCUUAGCUGCAGCAGGAAGUAAAGCAACAUAAAAAACCCCCCACAGACUCACCAGACCUCCCUCUUAUUACCACAAUCCCCACCCCCGGGGUCACAGGCAGGAUCCUCGCCAAAGAUCGUUCUGAUCAUCCGAUGUUAAUUAGAUUGUAAAGCUGCCUCCGUUGAAGAGCAAUCCAAUAAAGCAAACCGAAGCUGGAGAGUAUCGCGUUGGCGCACGUUUACCGUGCACGCGACUCCCGGCCCGGCCCCCUUUGGCGUUAGAGGAACGCCGUUACGGAA
Anopheles aquasalis is the source of this 1127-nucleotide messenger RNA. RefSeq names its product Niemann-Pick type C-2a (gene Npc2a). Lineage: Eukaryota; Metazoa; Arthropoda; Insecta; Diptera; Culicidae. Gene Ontology annotation, biological process: intracellular cholesterol transport. Gene Ontology annotation, molecular function: sterol binding. The record is from RefSeq and is a predicted model, not a curated record.